AUGGAGCCUGGCAGGCCAGCGCCCUGGCCAGGGCUCCCCCCGCAGCAGGCCAAGCCACGGAAACAUGGCAAGCAGACGUCCGGUAGCUGGACUUGGCUGCAGGCUCUGUCCUCAGACGUGUUCUUCAAGCUGUGCCCGCUCCUGGCGAGGGCCAGCGCCCGCCACCUACGGAUGCAGGAAGGCCUGUGGGAGUGCCCGGUGCGGAGAGGCUUGGGGCCGCGCGGGCGUUGGGAAGCCCAGCCUCCUGCACAGCCCCCCGGCGGCCACACGGCGGCACUGUGGGAGCUCGGCCGCCAGACCCCCGGGGCUGGCCAGUCCACCGUGCACAGGGGCCCGGCCGGCUCCUGCACUCCAGCUGGUCACUCGGCCUGCUCCUGCCCCGGGAGGCUGCGGCCUGAGACCCGCAGCCUGGACGUUCAGAGGGAGCCACUCGGGGACUUUCUGAUGCUGGUCACCAGCAAGAGGAACCACAACGGGGAGGGUGACAGUGAUGAAGCGGUGACUGCCCACCUUAGGGCCGAGAUCUGCUCCCAUGGGCGGUGCCAUGCAGGGGCUGUGACCUUGCAGCGGCCCUUAGCCAAGGCUGAGCAGAGCAGGGCACUGGAGGCAGGAGGAAAGGACACGGCUGGGUUCAACUACGAGUCUGAGAGGCUGGAGGACACCGUCUUGAGUCCCAUGGCCAGCAGAGAAGACCGGGCACUGACCGUGCGUGGGGAAGGCUGGCCGGCUUUGCCCACCCCUGUGCCCGCCCGAAUCCGUGAGAUCGUAGCUGGCAGUCUGAGGGACGAACCACACCAAGGGCUGCAGGAGCCGCCGGCCGUGUCAGCAGGGGUGCGGGAGGAGAACGAGCGUCUGCAGGAGGAGCUGUCCAGGCUGGGGGAGCUGCUGGCCCAGGCAGACGCAGAGCAGGACGAACUGGCCGGCAGGUACCACGCGGCCAGUGCGCGGCUACAGGCCCGUCUAGAGACUACCGAGGCUCGGCUUCGGAGGUCGGAGCUGGAGCAUAGCGCGGACCUGGAGGAGGCCCUGGGCCGUCUGGAGGCCGCUGAGCAGAGGAGCACGGGGCUCUCCCAGGUGAACACCCUUCUGCGGGAACAGCUGGGGCACAUGAAGAAGGCCAACGACAGGCUGGCCGAGGAGCUGGCCAGGACGACGGACGGCGUACUCCAUCUUCGGGGCCAGCUGGAGCUGACGGAGGCGCGGCGCCGGGCGGAGACGCAGAUCCGGCGCACACGCUCGGGGGGGUCCCAGGACUUCCUCCUCCUGUGGAGACAGGUCACCGCACUCCGCGUACAGCUGGCCGAGCUGCGCACAACCGCGGAGAGGGCUCUCACCGACAUGCGCGCGGAGAUGGCCAGGACAGCCGGGCGCCUGCAAACGGCCUGCCUGGCCCUGGGCUCCAGGCUGCGGCUGGCGGCCAGCAGUGCGGCGGGCGCCCUGGAGCAGCGGCUGCGGGACCAGGUGCGGGAGACGCUGCAGCUGCAGGGCCGCUGGGACGCGGAGAAGGUGGCGCUCCAGGCCAGACUCUCUGAGCAGACGCUGCUGGUGGAGAAGCUCACAGAACAAAACUCGAAGAAGGAGAGAACCAUCUCUUCCCUCAAAAUGGAUGUCCAGAAACUGGACUCCCGGCGCAGCGGAGGCCAGCGGGCAGCGGACACUCUGGAGGACCAAGUUGAAGCCCUACAGCGUGUCUUGAAGAGCAUCACAGAGGUGGCCCAGGAAGAUGCAGGGUGCCCGGAGCGGGCGUGCAGCGGCGGUCCCGAAGCUCAGGAGGCACAGGGCCAAGUGCGGAGGCCCGGGAGCUCUGUGUCCCCCCACCGCGGGGUGUCCCCACCGCGGGCCCACGCCCUGGACGCCCUGCACCCCGCACUGCAGGCUGUGCACGCGGCUAUCGAGAGGUGGCGGCUGCUGGAGCAGGUGGGCGGCCUCAGUCCACAGGGGCCCCGGAGGCGAAGCAGUGGCCUCGUCUCCACCAGGCGCAGCUUUGAAACCCAGGCCGGAAGUGCCAUUACAGGGCCUGCUGGUGGCUCGCCCUGGGGCCACAGGAAGGGGGACCUGGGUGCCCCAGACGGGAGCCAGGGGUCUUUGAGAGGAAGGGUCUCCGCGUGGCCUGCCCCCAAGCCCUACAGUCCCAGGGAGGGGGUCCGCAUCUUAAGUGCAUCUUUUCUGGGGGAGUCUGUGGUCAAGGACUACGCAGGCCAGAGUGACUCACGCCGCACCCCCUCCUCGGGGCAGGAGCUGCGCCUGCAGCUGGGGUCCUCCCAGGCGGUGGCAGCCAGGCUCCAGGAGCAGCUGUCGGAGGCCCAGCGGGAGCUGCAGGCCGCAAGGAGGCUCCUACAGGAGCGGGCGCAGGAGCAGGUGCGGGAGCCCGAGGACCUCCUGCGUGAGCUGGAGGCGCAGAGCCGCGAGGCACAGCGCUGCAGGGCGUCCAGCGAGCUCUUGCAAAGAGAGAAAAGGGCUCUGGAAACGGCGGUGGAGGAGAUGAGAGGGAAGGCGGCCUGUGCAGACGCAGAGAAGCAGAGGCUGGAAGCCGAGAACACGGAGCUGCACAGGAGCCUCCUGCUGUGGGCGGAACAGAAGGAAGAGCUGGUGCAGCAGGGCAAGAGGGGCCGCCGGGAGCUGGAGACCAGUCAAGGGCGCCUGGAGCAGCUGGAGGAGAAGGUCUCAGGGCUCAAGAAGGAGCUGGUGUCCGCCCAGGAGGCGCUGAACUCGGCCCGGCUGCAGAGGGACGUUCUGGAGAGCGAGAGGGAGGGUCUGCACAGAGCCCUGGCCCGGGCCGAGUCCAGCAACACUGACCUGGAGCUGCUGGUGACCCGGCUGAAGUCGGAGGGUGUGGAGCAAAGGGACUCCCUGGCCAAGAUGGCCGCCCUGACGGAGGGGCUGGCUCGGGACAAAGGCGCCCUGGGCCACCAGGUCCUGCAGCUGGAGCAGGAGCGGGAGCAGCUGCGGGAGCGGCAGAAGGCUCUGGAGCAGGAGCGGGCGGGUGCCCUGGAGCGGCUGGCGCGGGCGGAGCAGCAGCUGGGGCCGGUGCAGCAGGCCUGCGGGCGCCUGGAGGAGCGGCUGCAGGGGCGGGAGGCCGCCUUAGAGCGCCAGAGGGCCCGGCUGCAGGAGCAGGUGGGCCAGGUCACAUGCAAGAAGCAGGCUCUGGAGGAGCAGCUCGCCCAGAGCCUGCAGGACCGGGAGGCCCAGCGGGACACGCUGCAGAGGACCCUGCAGGAGAAGGAGGCUCUGUCUGAGGAGCGGGCCCAGCUGCUGGCCAAGCAGGAGGCCCUGGAGAGGCAGGUCCGGCUCACGGCUGAGGAGGCGGCCGAGCUCAGGGCUGAGAGGGACUCUCUGGAGAGAAGCCUCUUUGAGACCCAGCAGCUGGUGAUGCAGCUCCAGGCACAGCGGGAGCAGCUGGAGGGACAGGCCCGGAGCAUGCGGCUCGCUCGGCAGGCCCUGCAAGUGGAAAUGCAGCAGCUGAGAAGUGCCUGGGAGGUCCAGGAGACAAAGCUGCAGUGGGACGUGGGGAGGCUUCAGCGGCAGGUGGCACAGCAGGAGCGGGACUUGCAGCUGGCCCUGGAGAGCCAGGCGCUGGCCCACCACGAGGACCUGGCUCGGCUCCAGAGGGAGAAGGAGUCCCUGAGUCUGUCUCUGACAGAGGAGAAGGAAGUGGCAGCUCACCGGUUGGAACAGGAGAAGAAGCUGGUAGCAAAGAAUGCGGCCAAGAGGGAGGCUCUGAAGGAGGAAAUUCAGAGCCUAAAGCAUGAGCGGGAUGAGAGUCUCCUCCAAUUGGAAAAUGAGAUGCAAGAGGCCCUGUCACUGAAAGAAGAAGAGAGGAGGCUGCUGAGGGAAGAACUCUUCAGAGCCAUGCAGGAGCUGGGACAGGUGCGGCAGGAGGCCCAGAGCCAACAAAAGCAAGCCGAGGCCACCGUCAGCGCCACGGCUGCGGAGCUGAAGGCCCUGCAGGCCCAGUUCGAGGACGCCAUCUCGGCCCAUCAGAGAGAGGCCGCGGCUCUGAGAGACAGUCUCCGGGAGAUGGCGGCAGAGAGAAGCAACGCCGGGAGAGAAGCGGAGGGGCUGCGGGCACAGCUGGACGAGGCCCGGGAGGCACUGGCCGUGCUGCGCGGGGAGCUGCAGGGCAGCGAGGAGAGCCGCGAGGGGCUUCGCAGGGAGGCCCAGGAGGCCCGCCGGGCGCUGGGCGAGGAGGCCCGCGAGAAGGCUGUGCUGCAGAGCUCCAACACCGAGCUGCGGGCCGCUCUCCGCAGGGCCGAGCAGGACAAGGCCAGUUUUCAGAGGUCCAAGGAAGAAAGGGAACAGAAGGUGCUGGUCCUGGAGGAGGCACGAGCAGCGGCCCAGAAGGAGGCCUGUGAGCUGCGGGCCAGCCUACGGGAGGUGCGGCAGGCUCGCGCCGACGCCUGCCGGGAGCUCCAGGAGCUGGGCACACAGGUCCUGAGGCUGCGGCGGGAGCUGGAAGAGGCGGAGGCUGGGGCUGAGGCCCGAAAGCAGCAGCUGGAGGAGGGCCUCUGCCAGAGCCGGGGGGCCGAGCGGACCCUCCGGGCCGAGCUGCACAUGGUCACCGGGAAGCUGCAGCAGGCCGGUAGCGUGGCCGACGGCCUCCAGGCUCGCCUGGACGAGGCCGGCCGCCGGCUCCACGGCCUGGAAGGGGAGCUGGCCCGGGCUGAAGGUGCCAGGCGGCACGCGGAGGCCCAGCUGGGCCGGCUGUGGUCCACCCUGUGCCACGGCCUGGGGCUGUGGGGACGAGGCCCCUCAGGCUCCCCCGAGUGGCCCGGCUUCCCCAGUACAGGCUCAGAGAGCAUCCAGAGCGCCGGCCCCCCGACCAGGUCCGGCUCACCACUCCGAUGGCCCUCACCGGCACCUGGGGACCCCUGCCCAGAUGUGGACGUGGCCUCUGUGCGAGACGCCCUGACGGACUUUGUGCAGAAACUGCGGGUUGCCCAGAGGGAACGGGACGACUGGCACCUCCAGGUGGUGAGCCUGAGCGGCCGGCUGAGCGAGGCAGAGCGCGAGCGUGCCCAAGCCCAGAGCCGCGCGGCACGGCUGCAGGAGGCACUGGCAGAGGCGGAGGAAGCCCGGCGCCAGGCGGAGAGUGCGAGGCGCAGGGCCCAGGCAGCGCGCGCCCUGCAGGAGGAGGCGCUCCGGAGCCUGGAGGAGCAGCACCGGGCUGGCAGGCGGGCGGCCAGCUGGGAGAAGCGGAGGCUCCAGGAGCAAGUGGACGCACUGCACGGGGCCCUGGAUGAGAGCAGAAGGCACAGCCAGGCCCUGGCCCAGAGGGGGACGCGGCUGGAGGCGCAGGUCGCCUGCCUGGGGCGCAGAUGCCAGGAGGCAGAGGGCACGUUGGAGCCCGCGCAGGUGAGGGGCCCCAGAGGGCAGGGCCCCGCAUUCCCUUUACAGAAUCAUCGUCCCCCCCGGCAGGAAAGGAGAUGCCGGAGGCGAGCGUUCACACCUGGAGCCCCAGAUGCCCAGACACCACAGCGGACAGACGGGGAAACUGAGGCGGGAGGGAGUCAGAGGCCCGAGGCCUCUCCCCGGGUUUCCGGCUGCACAGCACGCGCCCCUAGGACGGAGGGCCGGCCGUGGACGCGCAGCUCAGGGGAAGAGAGCGGGGCCGCCCUGCAGACCUCCGUAACCCCAUGCCUGGUGGUGACGCCCCCGCUACUUUUCCUCUCCUCUCGUAUGGCACCCCGGGGCCAGAGCAAAUCGCCCGGCUUUGUCCCCAGUGUCUGGGCCACAGCCCUGCAUGGAGCUAAUAGUGGCCUGAAGCACUCAGUGGGCACAGAGGAGGAGCACGGGGACACGGCCCUGCCGGCUCAAGCCCUUGCCGCUGCAGCGCUGGCCUGGGCAGAGGAGCAGCGGGGUCCCUCUGGGAGCGACGUCUGCCUUCGAAGGCCUCCCCGCGCCCAGCUGGCCCCCAGCCUCUCUGACAAGGAGGGCCGGCUGCAGUGCCCGCGGACCGAGGGGAAGACUGGCCUGGCCCCGCCUCCCCCCACCCCCACCGCCAGAGGGCCUCUACAGACUCCGACCCCUGGGCUCUUACAGACGGAGCAGGAGGCGCUGAGGACAGAAGGGGACACGGCAAGGAGGGGGGCCCGGGAGGAGCAAGUUGCCCCUGCCCGUGGGCAGCCUGCACCAGGAAGGCGACAGGGCGCCGAGGCACCACCAGCGGCGGCAGGUCAGCUGGGCCAGCCUCGGGGGUGCACCCAGGGGCGGGGAGUGUCCGGUGGGUCUCACGCCGCACAGCCCACGCGGAGGCGCCCACACAGCCGGGAAGGACGGGGUGGACCGCUCCCACACCGACCGACGCGGAGACCCAGCCCCAGACGACAGUGGGGUCUACCAGGCUCACACCGCAAGGGGCAGGCAGAGGUGGAACCAGGGCCCAGGGCUCUGUGGGCCCCUCCUGGUUCCCCUCCCCAGGCCCCGCGGGAGUGGCCACACGGCCGAGGGGGCUUGUGCAGAACAGAGCACGACGGGGAGGAGUGUGGGAGGCGCGGGGUCAGGCAGGCCUGUGGGCAAGUCCAGGGGCCGCUCCUGUGUGUUUGGGGGGCAUCUCCCCUCCCACCGCUGGCCAGACCCCUACCUCCACACAAGGACUUGGCAAGAGGGGCAGGGGCGAGACCAGUCCAGCCAAGCAGAAACUGGGAUGCCAGUAAAACAGCUGUGAGGCCUAGCCUGGAGGCCCGUGGGUGGGGCUCCGGGCCAGACAAGGCCCAGGGGCUGAAUGUGCUCGAACCCCUGGUCGGCCUGCCAGUCUUGGGCCGGGGCCCGUGCCCAGCAGAGGGCAGAGGAGCCAGCUGGGGGCUGGAGGAAGGAAUAGUAGCCCUAGGGGGAGGGCUGGACGCCCUACCCUGGACUCUGUGCAGCUCUCAGGUCGGCGGGCAGCAGGGAGGAGCCCAGGUUCUCACCUCGGGCCCGGAGAGCGGAGCAGUCCCAGGCACAGGCCCAGCGGUCGGGAGCUGGCCACAGGCCCGGCUGCAGGCUGUGCAGGCCCUGGAGAGCCGGCGGCAGAGCCACCGGUAGCGGCGGCGGCCGAAGUUCCCGGAGGAGGAACAGGGGGCUCCCAGCCACCCCCAGGGGCUCUCACACUCCAUCCAACCACCCCCACCACACACCGAGGGGCAGAGCGAGUGUUCUGAGACAGGCCACCAGCCGCUCUGUGCCUCCAUCGCUGGGCCCCUAGGAGGAAGGACCCCCAGAGCUCUCCACAACCACGGCCUGGGGGCCCUGGCUACAGGCCCUGCCCGCCCCCCGCCACCGCCCCACCCACCUGAGCUCCUGCCCUGUCCCCAGGUGGCCAGUCUGAAGAAGCAGCCGGACCAGGAAGCACCUCAGCAUCAACAGGCCCGCCUCGGCCAGGCCUUGCGGGCCAAGAAGUAA
Messenger RNA from Prionailurus viverrinus (fishing cat), 7377 nucleotides. RefSeq names its product ciliary rootlet coiled-coil, rootletin family member 2 (gene CROCC2). The transcript has 37 exons. NCBI's taxonomy places the organism in Eukaryota, Metazoa, Chordata, Mammalia, Carnivora, Felidae. The record is from RefSeq and is a predicted model, not a curated record.